AUGCCAACAGCACUACGAUACUCCAUAUUUAUAUUUGAGUAUUUCUCAGAGAUACCUCGUCUUCUUUACUUCUGUAGUAUGUCAAUGGUUGGAGUUAUAUCCACGGAGAGAUUUUUGGCUGUCUUCUUUCCUUUCAAGACUUCCCGGUUGAUGACGCCUUUUAGGAUGAAGCUUCUCUCAGUCCUGGUCUACGUCGUCAACGCUUUGAUGUUCUCUCCCACUUACGUUAUGCUGACACAUGACUACGUCUACAGUGAGAAGUAUCAAGGGUUAGUUCCGGUCAUUGAGCCCACAGAGUUCUUUCAGAAAAACUUUGACGCCAUCAACAUCGAGAUUGGGAUUGUCUACAACAUUGCUGUUUCCGGAACAUCCUUUUUGGUGACCUUGGUGUUUACUCCAGCAAUCGCCAUCAAACUUUGGUUGGUCAGUCGCGAGAGAACUAAACUGAUCAAUCGAAAGGGUGUUUCAGAGAAUCAUGUAGCGAAACUUUUACUCACCGUAUGUGCGAUGAGCAUACUGUUCUACGGGCCAUUCAUUGGCUUCGAUGCUGCAAUCUCGUUCCUGCAACAAUACUCGUCUUUGACCAAUGUCUUUCAAGUGUUUCUGAUUGUUGCUGACUUCAGUGGGACAGUCUGUGCGUUCUCUAAUUUCUUGAUUUACGUCACAAUGUCACGAAAAUUCAGGAACAAGUACAAGGAACUUUUAUUAAAAUGUUGCAUUUCACGAAACAAUUGUAACAUUUUUAACAAGGAAGAGAAAAGGGGGCAAUAG
Molecule: messenger RNA, 771 nt
Organism: Biomphalaria glabrata
Lineage: Eukaryota; Metazoa; Mollusca; Gastropoda; Planorbidae
Exons: 1
Coding region: 1-771 (256 amino acids)
Biological process (GO): G protein-coupled receptor signaling pathway
Cellular component (GO): plasma membrane
Molecular function (GO): G protein-coupled receptor activity
Source: RefSeq, a predicted model, not a curated record